Fusarium mangiferae is the source of this 1428-nucleotide messenger RNA. RefSeq lists its product as uncharacterized. The transcript is spliced from 3 exons. Lineage: Eukaryota; Fungi; Ascomycota; Sordariomycetes; Hypocreales; Nectriaceae. Bases 1 to 1428 code for a protein of 475 amino acids. The record is from RefSeq and is a predicted model, not a curated record.
AUGCCGAAUAUGCACAGUACAUCUCUCAAUGAGUUCAAUCGUUCUCAGGCCUUGCUCUCACUUGCUUUCCCUGCCCUAUUUCCUACUGGACAAGGUGACUUUGUCGAACCACGACAGCGAGGCAUUAAAUACGGUGACUAUAUUGAGCGGCUGAUGAAGUUCCACGAUGGACGCUUCCCACGACGGCCUCGCUUUCCAUACGUCGCUUUUGAUACCCUCAUGCGCCAACAGGUUAACCAAAGAAGCUCUUUCUUUAUCAAGAAAGAUGGUCGCCGCACUGAAGUCGACAUUGCACACCUGCGGGCAGCAUUUGACUCCGAUACUCCUGAAGCUAAAUCGCUUCUCAACUCAAUCAUUCGCUGCUCGAGCAGUCUUCGUGGUACACGUCCAUUCUGGGGUGGACGUCGUCAUCAGCUUGAAGCCUAUGUCCAUGGACUAGGAUGCCCAGGGAUCUUCUUGACCUUUUCUGCUGCUUAUCUUCACUGGGAAAGCUUGCAGCUACAUAUGCCUCGAUACGAGGAUUGGCAGAAUGCUGAUAAUCAUGGUAAGGUUGCCAUUGCACGGAAGAACCUGAAAGAGAAUCCGCAUAUUGCAGCUCAUCACUUUCAUAUGCGAUGUACAUCCUUCCUUAAACAUGUCAUCAAGCCCAAUUCAACCCAAGCGGCCGUUAUCAACUAUGUUGUCAAGUAUGUCGGCAAGGCCGCAAAGAAACGCGAGAGCUAUAAGGAUAUUGCCAAGUCUGUUCUACCCCGAGUCAACUCUGCCAGAGGAGUUAUUGGUUUCGUUGCCAAGUUCAUGAACAGGUUGAUUGCUGAGAGAGACUGGUCCGCGCAGGAGAUCCAAUAUCCUCUUCUGAACCUUGAUAUGGCUCAGGGAACCCGGGUUGUGAUUACCGUCGAUUGCCGACACCCACGGGAUCACUGGACAGUUGACUUCAUUGCUGCUGAAGGUGAACAGUCUAUUCGUCCUACAAAGAAUAGAGAACCUAGCUAUUUCCACUUUUUCACAAAGGUUGAUUACUCCAAACAACCUCAGCAGUGGCGAGAAUUCCCGACAGCCUCAGAUCGUAUCUUGAACUACUUUCCUCGCUAUGGCCAGUAUAACGAAGACUUUGCUUGCGUGAAGCUGAUGCUUCACCACUCUCACUCUCGAUUCGAAGAACUUCUUACUGUUAAGGAUACUACCUUUGAGACGUAUCUUGAAGCUUAUCAGCAUUCAAGAAUCGUGCACCAGGAUGUGCACCCACACGACUACUAUUCUUCUCCUCAGCUAAUCCUCGAAGAGGAGUUUGAAGAGGACCCUGAUGAUAAAGAUGAAGUUCCAGAGCAGUCAUGGGAAGCACUUACUGCUGGCGUGCCUCAGGAUGAACCAGAUGCUGAAGAAGUGCCUAUGCUUGGCAAUCGACCAAUUGAUCUCACCUACGACUAG